AUGAGGGCUCUGUUAAGGAUAUCGUCCUCAAAUGAUUCAACUUCCGCCAACUUUUUACUCGAAAUCUCCAAUCCUCCUCUUCAACGGCAUGCUUUAGCAGAGUCGAUAAUCUAUGGAUUUCUUGGAGUUUCCAUCACCAAUCUCUGCGCUGUGACCGGCUUUAUCUGUAUUCCAAUUAAGCGCUGGAAAUAUUUUAACAUUCUGCUUGGCUUCAUGACAGCUCUUGCUGUCGGAGCACUCUCUUCUACGGCUAUUCUUGUCCUCAUUCCCGAGGCUAUGCGGAUGAUCGACAUGCCCGCGGAGUUCGGCGGUCAAGGUCGCUCCUACCUACUGAAGCUUGGCUCUGUUCUUGCUGGAGCUCUAUUCUUCUUUGUUGUGGAAUACGUUCUGUUGAUUUUGCCACGCCUUCUAAAGUGGAAAGCGUCAUCUGGUGGCGACAAAUCAUUCGAAGGAACUGAUAUUGCAGACGCAAGUAACUGGCAUGAAAGUUCUCAUGGUUCUAGACAAGAUCCCGCCAACGACGAGGUUUCUUCUGUGGAAAAGGACGUGAUCUUGGAAAAUGCAGAGUCGAAUUUUAGUGACAACGUUUACAUAUCACAGAAGGCACCAGCUACGCGUAGUAGUAGACACUGCUGUAUUUACUUUAACAAGGAUAAUUUCUCUAAUAUCGCUCCAGUGGCUUGGAUGAUUCUCUUUGGAGACGGGUUUCACAAUUUCAUGGACGGAUUGACCAUCGGUGCCGGCUUCACUCAAAGUCCAACUAUUGGCAUCGCCUUAUCGCUAAGCAUCCUUUUUGAAGAGCUUCCUCAUGAACUAGGUGACUUUGCAGUCCUCCUCGCCUCCGGGUUCUCUAUCAAAUCUGCAAUUUGUGCAAACUUUACUUCAGCCUGUUCUGCCUACUUGGGUCUCGUGAUUGGCUUAAUAAUUGGCGAAGUAUCAUCCGGCGCUCUCUACGUAUUUGCAAUCACUGCUGGGUUCUUCCUCUACAUAAGUCUUUCAGAUAUGCUGCCGUCUCUUCGAAACGCCUUGGAAGAAGCUGAGAAGAACAAUGCAAACUCCUUUCGACUAUUCCUCAUUCAGGUGACUGGAUUGAUAGUGGGCUUUUUGUGUGUUUUGGGCGUGACCUUGGUUAGCGACUUGAUUUCACUUUGA
Mesocestoides corti is the source of this 1152-nucleotide messenger RNA. NCBI's taxonomy places the organism in Eukaryota, Metazoa, Platyhelminthes, Cestoda, Cyclophyllidea, Mesocestoididae. The record is from the annotation of a GenBank genome assembly.